UUUACUACAAUGUCAAAAUCAGCUGUGAAAAGUAUCAAGCGAACUUUUAUAGAUAACAUAAUCAAAAAAAUUUUAAUAUCAUUUAAUAAGUACGAAUUUAUAUUCGGGAAAAUAAUUACAAUAAACACUGUUCAAUUAUGUUAUUAUAUAUUUAAUCUCUUUAUUUUAAAUACCUUUUAUAUUGAAACGGAUCUUCUACGUUGAUGCCAUAAAUUUAGAGUAAUGUUAAAUAAUUUCCAAUGCACUUGUAAGGUACCAAACAACAAGCAGCAAAUGUCCAGCCACCGAAAAUACACGUUUGGCUUCCUAGUAAAAUUGGCUGAAUUGAACUGGUUCUAAUCCGCUUUUAUAAAAAUCAGGAUAGAAUAUAUAAUAACAGAUCUUUUAAAAAUAUAAGCCUAAAACGCCUGAACGCCUGAAAAUGCCUAUCGUGCCUAUUGUAAAGAAGAGAAUUAAAGUCAUCGUUAUUUCCUCGAUCUUUCUGAUAUUACUGAUUAUACUGUAUCGUUCACUUUUAAAACAUCGUACUAAUGGUGGUGGCGAGUCAAUUCAAAACUUUGAUAAAUAUGAUUGGACACUAUCCAACUCGCACAUUGGUGAAAAUGCCGAAAAAGAUCUUACCAAUGUUCCUCAACAUACACAGCAACAGCUUCUGAAUCAAUUAGAACACGCAAAGGUCCAAAUUGCAAUAUUAGAAGAUCGUGUUCGUGCCUUAGAGACAAGCACUCCAAGGAAAUAUCCACAGGUUAAAUACUUAAAUUAUAAAAAUCGAAAACGAAUUCUAAUUACCGGUGGAGCCGGUUUUGUCGGUUCACAUCUAGUGGACACACUCAUGGUUCAAGGUCACGAAGUCAUCGUUGCGGAUAAUUUUUUCACUGGUCGUAAACGGAAUGUGGAACACUGGCUUGGACAUGAGAAUUUCGAACUAAUUCAUCAUGACAUUGUUAAUCCACUGUUCAUUGAGGUAGAUGAAAUUUAUCACCUUGCAUCACCAGCUUCACCUCCACAUUAUAUGUAUAAUCCAGUGAAGACAAUUAAAACAAAUACCAUGGGUACGAUCAAUAUGUUGGGAUUAGCUAAACGUGUAAUGGCCAAAGUACUUAUAGCUAGUACAUCGGAAGUAUACGGUGAUCCAACUGUACACCCACAACCUGAAACAUAUUGGGGUCAUGUAAAUCCCAUUGGACCGCGAGCCUGUUAUGAUGAAGGCAAACGAGUUUCAGAAACACUCAGCUACGCUUAUGCAAAACAGGAGAAUGUGAAAGUUCGCGUAGCACGAAUAUUUAAUACCUACGGACCGCGAAUGCAUAUGAAUGAUGGGCGUGUUGUGUCCAAUUUCAUACUACAAGCACUGCGUAAUGAAACUAUAACCGUCUAUGGUAAUGGCAAGCAAACUCGUUCUUUUCAAUAUGUCUCUGAUCUCGUUGACGGGCUAAUUUCCUUAAUGGCUUCUAAUUACACACAGCCAGUUAAUUUGGGCAAUCCUGUAGAGCAUACAAUCGAAGAGUUUGCAUGGAUCAUAAAAAAAUUGGUGGGCGGUAAAAGUGAAGUAAAACAAACGGAUGCCGUUGAAGAUGAUCCGCAGAGGCGUAAGCCUGACAUAACACGAGCAAAAACCAUUCUCAAUUGGGAACCAAAAGUUCCACUACAAACGGGUUUAUAUCGCACGAUCAGCUAUUUCCGACAUGAACUAGAAAGAUCUGAUCGCUUUCAAAAAGACUCUAAAAAAUAUUUUGAUUCUCCUGAUUUAGAACGGAGUCAACAUGAUAGGCAGAAAUUUGUACCAGACAAAACCUAGUAUUGUUCCGUUGAGUACUGGUAUAACUAGGUUCGAUAUUUAAGUGUUUGUGUUAGACCUGCUAAAAAUUAAAGAUAUUGUGAAACAAUUAUUUAAAAAAAAAUAGUGUCAGAAAAAAAAAUUAUAGAAUUUAUAAUUAUGUAAAGCAUGUUGUAUAUUAAUGUAUGGAAAGUAGACACUCGAUUGCUUUAAGAUUCUCAUGCCAUAAGCUAAGCUAAAAAGGCAACUAUUUAUCACUAGUCCUUCACAAAAAUAUAUACGGUUUUUUAUUUCAGAAUGUUUGUAUGUUAAUUUUUUACCUUAGACCUUAGAAAACUUAAUAAAUUUUAUUUAAAAAAAAAAUAAUAUUUGUAAAGUUAAUAAUUCUUACUAAAGGAAGCUUACUCUUACAUUUUUGCCAAAUUCCCAAAAUGAAAAUAUUUCUAUGGAAUAUUACUAGAAAUUCGAAGAUUUACCAAACCAAAAUUAAAUAGAGAUUAUCUGUUAGUCCUUUGAGUGCGCUUUCGUUAAAUUUCAUUAGCGUAGCCUUUGGUAAACGGCAGAUCGCUCCAAAUAUAAUCGGCAUAUUUUUUAAAGCUAAAAAUUUUAAUAUUAAAUUUUUCGGUAAGCAAAUUAAAAUACUAGCUAAAGUAUAUUAUUAGCUAAAACGAAAAACAUACUCGACAUACAAAAAAAAAAACAAAGUUCAAUCAUUAUUUAUUUUAGUUUCAGAAAUAUGCAAACAGUUGCUCUUUAAUAUCUCAAUGUAUGUAUAUAUUUUCUAAAAUUUCUGUGAUACACAUUAAUAUUACCUAACACAUUAUUACUACCACUUAAAAGCUACUUGGCCCUUAUUGUCUAAGCUAACUUCUAUAUUAUUUACAAAAAAUCAUCUACAAAGUAUUUGUUAAUGAUAUAAGUAUGUAUAUGCAAUGCACAUACAUACGUACAAAUGUACAUAUAUGGGAUAUACAAUACAAAUAUAUGUAUUUUGGUUUUAAUUAGCAUUUUUUUUUUCUAUAUGACUGUUACAAAGGAGGUAUUUCGUAAGUUAUACCAUUACUGGUAUUUUCAUUUAUUGUGCAAUAUUUGAUACCAUAUACCAACUCGAAACGCGAAUAAAACUUUGCAUUUCACAUUUAGAGCUAUAAUGUUACGAUUCUUUUUCCAAGGCUAUAAUAGGCUUUCAAUUCAGUAUCAUUUAAAAGCAUAUUACUUAACGAAAUUUUAAAAGAUUUCAAUAACUAAAUUUUGAUUUCAUCGAAAAGCUUAAAAAAAGAAUAACAAAUUAUAUUUACUUACAUAAAUAUGUAUACAGUGAAAUUCUUGUGCUGAGAAAAUAAAAAAAAUUUCCUUUUACAUUGUUUUAAAAGCAUGACUGCUUAGUCCCUUUGCCUCAAAAUAAUAAACAAUUUUUAUUUUAGGUUAUGAAAUUAAUAAUUGAAAAACUCAAUUCAUAUUUAGCAGAAAAUGGAAGAUGAAAUAAAUUGCAAACUAUAUAUCUGUACACAUGUACAUACAUAUAUAAAGAUUGUGUUUUUGACCUUUUGGCAUAAAUAUCUAACCAUUGAGGUGAUACCUGUACUUGUAGAUAAGAAUGUAUUCGCUUGACUUGAGAUUAUAAUUGCUCACAUAAAUCAUUUGCCGAGUCAUAAAUUUACACUAGAAAUCAAUAACUUUUAGAAUGUCUCACACAAAUUAUGUACGCAUCUUUUAAUAUAUAAUUUUUAAAGCCAAAAACAAAUUAUCCGAAACUACCGAGAAUCAAACUUUUCUGAUAUUGUUAUAUGUUAUAAGAAAAAAACAAAUUUUCGAGCUACCAUUUGAUUUGCUGCAAUUCAAAAUAGUUACUUACUUUUCUCUAAAUUUGAUUGUACAGUGCUUUAGUUUUACUCUUAGCAUAACUGCAUAGCCUUGUGAGGUAAAUUGUAUGUACAUACAGUCUUUCCAAUCGACUGAAAGAUAUUGCUCACGAAAGAAUUUGUAAAUAAACCAAAAUCUGAAUUGUUUAGCAAAGUGUUAUGUAUGUUUGUAUAUUUGUGGUUAGAAAUAAAUUCGAUACUUUAACCAUUGAAAGCCCCGCUAUCAUGCUACACAAACC
Molecule: messenger RNA, 3878 nt
Organism: Zeugodacus cucurbitae (melon fly)
Lineage: Eukaryota; Metazoa; Arthropoda; Insecta; Diptera; Tephritidae
Gene: Uxs
Product: UDP-glucuronic acid decarboxylase 1
Exons: 3
Coding region: 422-1798 (458 amino acids)
Biological process (GO): D-xylose metabolic process
Cellular component (GO): cytoplasm
Molecular function (GO): NAD+ binding; UDP-glucuronate decarboxylase activity
Source: RefSeq, a predicted model, not a curated record